GCGCAGCCAAUGACUAUGUGCACCGUGCUGUCGCGGUGCAUGCCGGGAAUCGUAGUUCCCGAUGCCCCCGGUGCCGGUCUCGAUGGCGGCGCGGCUGUUGCCGGUGCUGCUGCUGGGCUGGGUCCAGCCUGGCGCCUGCACCGACCCUCCGGGCGGCGGCUGGCUGGCGGGCACGGUGCCGGAGGAACCACGGUGCACCGUGGAGCGAGCCGAUGCCUCCCUCACCUACUCGCUCUUCCUGCAGCGGUUCGCCUUCUCCCGGCCGGUGAUUCUCAGUGGGGUCACGGACAAUUCGGCGUUCCGAGCCCUCUGCACCCGGGAGAAGCUGCUGGCGGCCUUCGGGCCCUUCCCGGUGCGGCUCAGCACGGCCAACACCUACUCGUACCGCAAAGUGGAUGUGCCGUUCCAGGAGUACGUGGAUCACCUGCUGAAGCCGCAGGACCCGGCCCGGCUGGGCAGCGACACCCUCUACUUCUUCGGGGACAACAACUUCACCGAGUGGGGCCCGCUCUUCCAGCACUACGUGCCCCCUCCCUUCCGCAUCCCGGGCACCAGCCCCGCCUACAGCUUUGGGCUCGCAGGCUCAGGCUCCGGCGUUCCCUUCCACUGGCACGGCCCCGGUUUCUCCGAGGUGAUUUUUGGCAGGAAGCCCCCCUGGGGCUGAGCCCAAGGGGCUGGAGGGGAAUUGGGAGGGGAUUUGGCCCCGGUGUUUUCCAGCGCUGGUUUCUGUACCCGCCGGAUAAAACCCCGCACUUCCACCCCAACGAGACGACGCUGGCCUGGCUCCAGCACACGUAUCCCACCCUGCCAGCGGCCCAGCGCCCGCUGGAGUGCACCCUGCGCCCUGGGGAGGUCCUGUACUUCCCUGACCGCUGGUGGCACGCCACGCUCAACCUGGACACCAGCGUCUUCAUCUCCACCUUCCUGGGCUAGGGCUGGCAGGGACAAGGACAAGGACAUGUCACCACCACCCCAGCCAGGGCAACCCUCAGGGAAAGGCAAAAAACUUUGGGACCAACUGCCUGAGAAAGUUGUGGU
Prinia subflava (tawny-flanked prinia) is the source of this 1038-nucleotide messenger RNA. RefSeq names its product jumonji domain containing 8 (gene JMJD8). The transcript is spliced from 9 exons. NCBI's taxonomy places the organism in Eukaryota, Metazoa, Chordata, Aves, Passeriformes, Cisticolidae. Gene Ontology annotation, cellular component: cytoplasm. Bases 10 to 933 code for a protein of 307 amino acids. The record is from RefSeq and is a predicted model, not a curated record.